AUGACAAAAUAUAGAACAUCUUCUGCGUAUUUAAUGCAUUAAAAAAUAGUUUUUCAAAGUGGCACUUUUGCAGAAUUUAUAGCGGAACUUUCGAAGUAGCCCUGUUUUUCCCGGGAAGAAUUUGAUGCGUACGCUACCUCACUAAUGCUGAUGCCAGCUUGUAUGAUUGGAGUUGUCAGCUGGUGUGAAUACAGGACGUGUGGAGAAAAUGACAGACUGUCAGGUUGCCGAGGAAGGAGCCAAGAGUCCUAUGGGGCUCUACGAGAAACUGACAGCACAAGGAGAUGAAGUCAGGGUCUUGAAAACGGCUAAAGCAGAAAAAGCUGAAAUUGAUGCUGCUGUCCAGUUGCUGCUAAAGUUGAAAGUAGACUACAAACAGGUGACGGGUCAAGAUUACAAAGCAGGCUGUCCGCCCUCUGAAAACUCUGUUGCCCCCGACAACGGGCCAGCAGUAGAUGGAGCUGAUAAUGAAGACACGGUCGACCCAUGGAACGUUUCCACCAGCAAUGCCAAGGGAGUGGAUUACGACAAACUCAUAGUGAGGUUUGGCAGCAGUAAAAUUGACACGGAGCUGGUGGACAGAAUAGAAAAAGUAUCGGGACAGAAGCCUCACCGCUUUCUACGAAGAGGAAUCUUCUUCUCACACAGAGAUAUGCAUCAGGUACUGGAUGCGUAUGAGAAGCACAAGUCCUUCUACCUUUACACUGGCAGAGGUCCAUCCUCACAGGCCAUGCACAUGGGUCACCUCAUCCCCUUCAUCUUCACCAAAUGGUUGCAGGAUGUGUUUGACAUUCCCCUGGUGAUCCAGUUGACGGAUGACGAGAAGUACCUGUGGAAGGAUCUAUCGCUAGAGGACUGCCAUCGCUUCGCUGUGGAAAAUGCCAAGGACAUCAUUGCCUGUGGUUUUGAUGUCAACAAAACCUUCAUCUUCUCUGACCUCGACUACAUGGGUGCGUGCCCUGAAUUCUACAGAAAUGUGGUAAAGGUCCAGAAGCAUGUGACAUUCAACCAGGUCAAAGGCAUCUUUGGCUUUACAGACAGUGACUGCAUUGGAAAGAUCAGCUUCCCAGCCAUCCAGGCAGCCCCGUCCUUUAGCAGCUCUUUCCCACAGAUCUUCAAGGGCAGAAAGGACAUACAGUGUCUCAUCCCCUGCGCCAUAGACCAGGACCCCUACUUCAGGAUGACCCGUGACGUAGCUCCGAGGAUCGGCUACACCAAACCAGCCCUGCUGCACUCCACCUUCUUCCCGGCCCUGCAGGGAGCGCAGACCAAGAUGAGCGCCAGUGAAGCCAACUCCUCCAUCUUCCUCACUGACACAGCCAAGCAGAUCAAAAACAAGAUCAACAAACAUGCAUUUUCGGGAGGAAAAGACACAGUGGAAGAGCACAGGGAGUUGGGUGGAAACCCAGACGUAGACGUCUCCUUCAUGUACUUGAGCUUCUUCCUGGAGGAUGAUGAACAGCUGGAGAAGAUCAGACAGGAUUACGCAAGUGGAGCUCUCCUAACGGGAGAACUAAAGAAGCUUUUGAUUGAGACUCUGCAGCCAAUGAUUGCACAGCAUCAAGAGAAACGCAAACAAGUCACAGACGACACGGUCAAGGAGUUCAUGACACCCAGGCCUUUAAAUUUUAACUUAUAGCCUGCUUGAGCAACUGAGAUGUCGAGGUAUAUCAUGUCACUAAUCUCAGUUCCAGAGCAAAUAAUUAAUCUUUUUUUUUUUUUUUAAGAUUAUUGUAAUAUGUAACGGGAAGAUUUUCUCAUACAGUUUGCAUCAGGACUGGAGAAACAUGUAAAUCACCGGAGCAAUGGUGUGCUUCUCUGUGUCAAACUAAGCAUGGCAUUGCCCUCGCCUUCAUGCUAAUUGUCAUGCUACUUGUUAACUUCACUCUGCACCAAAUGUACACAUGCAUCUUCAUGAAGUGUUUGCGUUUGCAGCGCUGCAAAGUUCAGGAUAAAUGACAAUUAAAGGGGAGAACAAAUAUACAUUGUUGUAAAAUCUGCUUACAACACAGCUUUGAAAAAUGUUGGUUAAGAAGUCUUGUAUUACUUGGGGGUUAUAUAUGUAUAUGGGGUUUAGAGAUAGGUGAAGUAUGAUAAUAGGAGAUAUGUUAUAAGAAUCUCUGAAGAGUUUGAACACAUACCAAUAAGGAGGCUAUCAGUGUCUUACUCAAAGGAACUAAAGCAAAUGUUUGUGUUAUCAGCAAAAGGGAGUUAAGGUUACUCUUUCUCUAAGCAUGUGAAGAGGUUUCACUCGUGCCCUGAUCUCUAAAUAGAUUCUGCAUCUACAUGUAGACUCGCAUGCUUAUCUGUCAUCAGACCAGAAGCUGGUGGGUUCAGAGAUUGCUUAUGCUCAGACUAAAAAUUAAACUGUACUUGAACAACCAAAAACAUAUCCUUUGAAAACACUUGUGGGAAAAGUGUCCAUUUGUACCAUAAUAUCACACAAAUCAAUAUUGACAUUUUUGUGACAUACAUACAGUAAAGGCCUUUUUCACAACAGACAUUUUGACAUGUUAGAGUAAAUACAGAAUUAAUGAUAUCUGAAUUCCAUUUAAGCGCAUCAGUUUCAGGACCCUGGUAUUGUUCAUGCUGGCUCACUGUCACAGCUUACUGGGACACUUGUGCUUUUUUUGUGCUAUGCCAAGUCAAAAGGAUUGCUGUGAAACAGGCCUGUUGUCAUACACGUAGAAAUGAUUUGAACAAUGAAUGAAUAUUACAUUGCAUGUUCCAUGAUAUUAUGUUCCUUUAAAUUCUUUGAUCCAAAUGUAAUUAUAUUUGUAAUUUAAGAUAAAACAGAUGCGUCUGAGAGCAAAGGACACAGUGUUAAUUAUUUACAUAACCUUUAAAAAAAUAAUGAUUAAGAAAACAAACCUGUUUAUGAGUACAGCAUGUUGUUAUUGGCUGCCUGACUCAGGAAGGGUUCUCAAGAAAGCCAGUAAUCCUAUCAAUUUUGUCACUGUUUAAACACUCAGAGGGAAGUGGUUCAGGUGUUCUCUGCAAAAAAAAAAAGAAUAAAUGAUUCAUUCUAUUUGA
Sebastes umbrosus (honeycomb rockfish) is the source of this 3033-nucleotide messenger RNA. RefSeq names its product tryptophan--tRNA ligase, cytoplasmic (gene wars1). The record is from RefSeq and is a predicted model, not a curated record. Gene Ontology annotation, molecular function: tryptophan-tRNA ligase activity; ATP binding. Bases 209 to 1639 code for a protein of 476 amino acids. Gene Ontology annotation, biological process: tryptophanyl-tRNA aminoacylation. Lineage: Eukaryota; Metazoa; Chordata; Actinopteri; Perciformes; Sebastidae. Gene Ontology annotation, cellular component: cytoplasm. The transcript has 11 exons.